GCUAGCGCUCUCUGCUUAAAUGAGCGUGGGCUCGCCGCGCCCGCCACUUCAGCGGGGCCUGCGCCGCGGCUGCAGGCGGACGGGCCCGCGGAGGUCCGAUCCCUCGCGUCCGCGCUCCCCGGCAGCGAGGCGGUCGAUGGGACGGAGCGCCGCGGAGCAGGAGGCGGCGCCCGUCGGGGGACUGGGGCAGCGCGAGAGCCCGCCUGGAGGUUGGGGCAUGGCGGGCCGCAGGACCUGAGUCCUACCCUGCGGGUAGCAACCUGGUGGCGGGCGAUGGGGACGGAGCGGGGCUGCCGCCGCGCUGAGCCGUGAGCGCCGCGCUUCCGCCGCCGCCUCUUCGUCGCCGCCUUGGCCCCUCGCGAAGAGCCGGGCAGCUCGGGAACAUGGCCCUGGAGCAGCUCUGCUCGGUCCUCAAAGUGUUGUUAAUAACAAUACUUGUAGUGGAAGGGAUUGCUGUGGCCCAAAAGACCCAAGAUGGACAAAAUAUUGGAAUCAAGCACAUUCCUGCAACCCAGUGUGGCAUUUGGGUUCGAACCAGCAAUGGAGGUCAUUUUGCUUCACCAAAUUAUCCUGACUCAUAUCCACCAAACAAGGAAUGUAUCUACAUUUUGGAAGCUGCUCCACGUCAAAGAAUAGAGUUGACCUUUGAUGAACAUUAUUAUAUAGAACCAUCAUUUGAAUGUCGGUUUGAUAACUUGGAAGUUCGAGAUGGGCCGUUUGGUUUCUCUCCACUUGUAGAUCGUUACUGUGGUGUGAAAAGCCCUCCAUUAAUUAGAUCAACAGGGAGAUUCAUGUGGAUUAAGUUCAGUUCUGAUGAAGAACUUGAAGGACUAGGAUUUCGAGCAAAAUAUUCGUUUAUUCCAGAUCCAGACUUUACUUACCUAGGAGGUAUUUUAAAUCCCAUCCCAGAUUGCCAGUUUGAGCUGUCAGGAGCUGACGGAAUAAUACGUUCUAGUCAGGUAGAACAAGAGGAAAAAACAAAACCUGGCCAAGCAGUUGAUUGCAUCUGGACGAUUAAAGCUACUCCAAAAGCUAAGAUUUAUUUGAGGUUCCUAGAUUAUCAGAUGGAGCACUCAAAUGAAUGCAAGAGAAAUUUCGUUGCAGUCUACGAUGGGAGCAGUUCUAUUGAAAAUCUGAAGGCCAAGUUUUGCAGCACUGUGGCCAACGAUGUAAUGCUUAAAACAGGAGUUGGGGUGAUACGGAUGUGGGCUGAUGAAGGUAGUCGGCUUAGCAGGUUCAGAAUGCUCUUUACUUCCUUUGUGGAGCCUCCCUGCACAGGCAGCACUUUCUUUUGCCAUAGCAACAUGUGCAUCAAUAAUUCUUUAGUCUGUAAUGGGGUUCAAAACUGUGCAUACCCUUGGGAUGAAAAUCAUUGUAAAGAAAAGAAAAAAGCAGGACUGUUUGAACAAAUCACUAAAACCCACGGAACAAUUAUUGGCAUUACGUCAGGGAUUGUCUUGGUCCUUCUCAUUAUAUCUAUUUUAGUACAAGUGAAACAGCCUCGAAAAAAGGUCAUGGCUUGCAAAACUGCUUUUAAUAAAACUGGAUUCCAAGAAGUGUUUGAUCCUCCUCAUUAUGAACUGUUUUCACUGAGAGACAAGGAGAUGUCUGCGGACCUGGCCGACCUGUCGGAGGAACUGGACAGCUACCAGAAGGCGCGGUGCUCCUCCACGGCGUCGCGGUGCAUCCACGACCAUCACUGUGGAUCGCAGGCACCCAGCAUCAAACAAAGCAGGACCAACCUCAGUUCCAUGGAACUUCCCUUCCGAAAUGAUUUUGCACAACCGCAGCCAAUGAAAACAUUUAAUAGCACCUUCAAAAAGAGUAGCUACACUUUCAAGCAGGCACACGAGUGCCCUGAACAGGCCCUAGAAGACAGAGUAAUGGAAGAGAUUCCCUGUGAAAUUUAUGUCAGAGGGCGGGAAGAUUCUGCACAAGCAUCCAUAUCCAUCGAUUUUUAAUCUUCUACUGAAGUGGUACGCGGGCCUCUCACGGUUGUGGCCCCUCCCGCCGCGGAGCGCAGGCUCCGGAUGCGCAGGCCCAGCGGCCACGGCUCACGGGCCCAGCCGCUCCGCGGCAUGCGGAAUCCUCCCGGACCGGGGUACGAACCCGCGUCCCCUGCAUCAGCAGGCGGACCCUCAACCACUGCACCACCAAGGAAGCCCCUGUAUUUUUAUUUUUGAAAUUUGUAUCUUGCUGUCUCUUAAAAGGGUAUGAAGAGGCCUACAAAAUACAAAGCCUUUAAAGAAGACAUUUAACAUUUAAAAAAGCACAGAAGUACAUGAUUUCAGGCAACUCAGCAAAGCUUGGACAACAAAUUUGAUUCUAAAUUUUCUUGCUGCUAAAACAAAUGAAAUCUUUGUUUUUCAUGGUAGAAAACUCAAACUUAUCUGCAAGAGGCUAGUUUUCUCUUAAACUAAAGAAAGGAGGGUCUUCAUAUUGAACGACAUUUCCUCAUAAUUCAAAGAAAAUGCAAAAUACAGAGAGAGGCCAUAAUGGUAAAUCUUAACCCAGUGAAGACACAUCAUCUCAGUGUAGUCUAGGAACUAAAGAACCAGACGAUCAAUAGCUAAGCUAGCCUGAGACUGGCUUAUUAUUUUAUGUUAUUUUGAAUUUUAUUUUUUUAUACAGCAGGUUCUUAUCAGUUAUCUAUUUUAUGCACAUCAGUGUAUACAUGUCAAUCCCAAUCUCCCAGUUCAUCACACCACACCACCACCCCCUCCACUCUCCCACUUUGGUGUCCAUAUGUUAGUUCUCUACAUCUGUGAGACUGGCUUAUUAUUAUUCAUUGAACUAUAGGUGGGUAUUAGAUCUCAUUUAUUUCUUAGUUAAACAUUUGGCAGUAUAUGAUAUGAAGAGAAGAGAAUGAAACUAAUAAAUUUUAGGCAUUAUUUCCAGAAUAAUGCUAAUUGCUGUAUAUAUAGUCUUUCAUCUUUGAGGUAAUGAGAAAACUUUGCAAAUUGUUUACUAAUGUGAAAGCCAUAAAUUUUAGUAAUUUAAGAAGAAAUUUAGCCAUCUUGUGGAAGUUAUUACACCCUUCACAGAGAAUAUAAUACCCAGUGUUAAACAUAGAACAAAAAAGGCAAAUCUGGAGGAGAGAAUAUCUUCAAUUCAGAAGCAGCAUUAGGUGCACUUGUACAGCACUGUUAUUUGUGACACCAUUGAUCCCAAAUUUAACACAAGGUAUUAAUCCCCAAGUGCCCUCAAAUUUCAGGAAACCUACUAAUCCCAACAUCUGAAGUAUGUAGGAAUAAAGUAUGAUGUACCUUUUGUGAGGGGAGAUGUUCACCCCAAAGGUUUAACAAAAAGCAAAGGAUUUUCCACAUUUCAAAUCACAAAAGAGAUCAAAAACACUCCUUUUAUUUUGACUUGUUAAUAGCUUGUGUCAGUGUCUUUGUCACUUUUCAUAUGAUUAUUAGGCAUUAAAAGAACCUCCUAAAUGCCUGAACAUUUUUAUAGUUCUGCUAUUGUCUGGUGAGGACGCUUCCUUGUUUCAGGAGUGUGUCAACUGAUGAACAGGAUAGGAAAAGCCUAGUUGUGACUACAGGAAUAAUUCUCAAUCAGAGAAGAGUAUGCUCUCUUACAAAAUGGUGUCUGCUGUAUUGUUCAUGAUCAGAAGGAACCUUGAGAUUUUGUUUUUUUUGAAGAUCCAAGAAAGAUUAUCUGCUCCAACUUUAUUAAUGAGAAGACUGAAGCACAGAGAAGAGAAUGCAGUGCCCACAUCUCAGAGCUAGUCCAGCGCCCUUUCCUUGCUUUCUGCUCUCUCCCUGCUUUAGCUGGCUAUAUGUUUUAAAAGCCACUCUAAACAGCAGCCCAGAUGUUUCAUGUAAGGCUGUCAGUUACUCUGAUUUAAAAUGUAAUUUAUUCUACAACAAUUUCUUUCAAAGCAUUAUAUUUUACUUUUUUUUUUCCUUAUGUAACACUUUGUUAUUCUACAAUUUUGUUGCCACGAUUUCUUGGCACCUGCAAAUUCUACAAGACAAUUACUGUGAAUUCUUAAUAAACAAUGUUUGUUAACAAUUUAUAUCCUUGACACUGGACAGAAAGAGCUUUCAGUGUUUUGCUUUUGUGAUCUUUUUUAAAUCUAAAGGAAAAAACGUAUACUCUAGAAAUUAAAACACUUGUGUGUGCUGUAUCUCUUGAAUUUGGAGAAUGAUUUGAGUUCUGAGCUAAAUAAUAUGACAAGUUGACCUCGGAUAUCUUUUUUUUAGCUUUCUGCAAAAUCAGUUGUCCAUGUUUUAUAUACCUCUACUAAUAACAAACUCGUAAUUCUGAAUUUGCUUUUUUUAAAGCAACUUUUCCAUAUAUUUCUGUGAUUGGUUUAAUGACUACAAAAGCCCAGGAAGCUAAUGACUGGGGUGCAUGUUUAGUAUGUACUGUCUUGAGUAUAUUCUUUUGAAGCAAUGAUUUUUCUUUUAGAGGUGAACUUCCAGACCAUAUAAGACUUCUCAUAUGCUUAAUACUCGAUUUGAUACAUCACAGUAAAGAAUUUGACCCUUGAACUGGGAAUAAAACUUGUG
Molecule: messenger RNA, 4520 nt
Organism: Orcinus orca (killer whale)
Lineage: Eukaryota; Metazoa; Chordata; Mammalia; Artiodactyla; Delphinidae
Gene: NETO2
Product: neuropilin and tolloid like 2
Exons: 10
Coding region: 384-1961 (525 amino acids)
Molecular function (GO): protein binding
Source: RefSeq, a predicted model, not a curated record